CUUUCCGGCACCCUGUGAGUCCGGAGCCGAAAACAACAAGGACCAACUUUUAGGCCACGCUUUGUUUCCGAAGAUGGGGAAAUGCCCUGCGAAUCUAGAGAAUCGUUCCCUUCAGGAAACGGGCUGGGCGGGGACUGAAGGGAGCGGGAUAGACUAUGGCGCCCUUGGCGAGGGAGUGGGGGAGAGCAGGUCCAAAUAUUCUUGGAUUCCGAGCCCCCAGUCACCCGCUUCUGCGGGAACCCCUGGUAUCCUUGUCUUGCCCUGCGGGGUAUCUUGUCUCUACAUCCCUGAUUGUGUUUCCUCUCUCCCGCUUACCCCCGUCUUGCAUUUCCUGUUUUGGGUUAACCCAGGUUAGCUUUAUGCAGGACAGACAAAAAUGUACAGUAGGCAGUGAUUCGACUCACGAUAAUGGCAUAUUCAUCGCGUUUUCUGUGUUGGGAUAGCCGGCAUCUGCUUUGCUUUGUUUUAAGGGGAAGGAUUCAUUUUGGAAAUGUUUUCUUUCGGAAAUGUCUUCCCACACACUUGGACGUGCCCCUCUCCGAUUAACUCAGCCUGGAGUGGACUCGACCUUUGCAUUUGGGGGAGGGAUCCUUUCCCUCCCUUCCCCUUUAGCUGAGUGCCACAAAACUGCCUUCUUGAGGUCUACCAUGGAGGAAUCACUGUCAGAUCUGGAGCCCCCACUGAGUCAGGAAACCUUCUCAGACCUAUGGAAAUUACAAUGGAACAAUUUACCAGAUGAUUUGUCGAACAUAGAUGAUAUACAGUUUGCCUCUCCAGAUAGUAUAAACUGGCUGGAAAAUGAGGAAGAAAAUCCUGGAUUUCAGGUGUCUUUGCCCCCAGUUAACCUGCCAACAUCAUCUACUGUUCCAUCCCAAAAGGACUAUCCUGGAGAUUAUGGUUUCAGACUUGGAUUUCUACAAUCUGGAACAGCCAAGUCUGUCACCUGCACGUACUCCCCUGAACUAAACAAGCUAUUUUGCCAGCUGGCCAAGACCUGCCCUGUCCAGCUGUGGGUCACUUCACCACCACCUGCUGGUGCCCGAGUCCGUGCUAUGGCUAUUUAUAAGAAGUCAGAACAUAUGACUGAGGUGGUUAAGCGCUGUCCCCACCAUGAAAGAUGUACUGAGCACAAAGAUGCCUUGGCACCCCCACAGCACCUGAUUCGAGUGGAAGGAAACCUACGGGCCGAAUACCUUAGUGAUCUCACCACCAAGCGACAGAGUGUGUCCGUCCCUUAUGAGUCCCCAGAGGUUGGGUGUGAUUAUACUACAGUCCAUUACAACUAUAUGUGCAACAGUUCCUGCAUGGGAGGCAUGAACCGGCGUCCAAUCCUCACUAUCAUAACUCUAGAAGACUCCAGUGGUCAGCUUCUUGGACGUCGGAGCUUUGAAGUACGUGUAUGUGCCUGUCCUGGAAGAGACCGACGAACUGAAGAGGAAAAUUUCCGGAAGAAGGGAGGUCACAAUCCACAGCCAUCCUCUGAGAGCAAUAAACGUGCAUUGCCUACAACUCCUAGCAGCACUCCCAAGACUAAAAAGAAGUUAAUGGAUGGAGAAUAUUUCACCCUCCAGAUUCGAGGUCGACACCGCUACGAGCUACUUCGAGAGCUGAAUGAAGCCUUGGAACUAAAAGAAGCUCAUAGUGGGAAAGACCCUGAAGGGAACUGUCCCCACCGCAGUCAAUUGAAGUCCAAGAGAGGAGAUUCUACCCCCUGUCAAGGCAAAAGACUUUUGGUGAAAAGUGAAGUUGCUGACUCUGACUGAGGCUUCGUAGCAUCCCCAAGACGCUUUGUAACCUUUCUUCACUUCCCAAUCUUAAAAUUCCCAAAACCUCUUUUCCAACUUCUCUAAUCUCUUGAAUAUCAAACUUUUCUGUUCAGUUCAUGACCUUGCUCCUACAAUUAGGAAGAACUGAGAACAGAAACAGCAUUUUAUUUCCGUUCUGCAAUAUUUCUUUUUCCAUUUUGACAUCUGGAAUAAAAUAUAAGCCCAGGAGUUAGUUUUUAUUUUCCCCAACCCCUUUUUUUAAAUCUUUUUUACAUAAUUUCUUAUUUUCAAAUAAAGAGUUAAUGCUA
Sarcophilus harrisii (Tasmanian devil) is the source of this 2074-nucleotide messenger RNA. RefSeq names its product tumor protein p53 (gene TP53). Gene Ontology annotation, molecular function: RNA polymerase II cis-regulatory region sequence-specific DNA binding; DNA-binding transcription factor activity, RNA polymerase II-specific; protein binding. The coding region runs from base 507 to 1763 and encodes 418 amino acids. Gene Ontology annotation, biological process: apoptotic process; protein tetramerization; regulation of transcription by RNA polymerase II. The record is from RefSeq and is a predicted model, not a curated record. Gene Ontology annotation, cellular component: nucleus. NCBI's taxonomy places the organism in Eukaryota, Metazoa, Chordata, Mammalia, Dasyuromorphia, Dasyuridae. The transcript has 11 exons.